This is a messenger RNA of Osmerus eperlanus (European smelt), 4754 nucleotides long. It is a transcript of the gene helb, whose product is annotated as helicase (DNA) B. NCBI's taxonomy places the organism in Eukaryota, Metazoa, Chordata, Actinopteri, Osmeriformes, Osmeridae. Gene Ontology annotation, biological process: negative regulation of double-strand break repair via homologous recombination. Gene Ontology annotation, molecular function: 5'-3' DNA helicase activity; single-stranded DNA helicase activity. The record is from RefSeq and is a predicted model, not a curated record. The transcript has 13 exons. The coding region runs from base 196 to 3729 and encodes 1177 amino acids.
AGGCUCUGGCUAUGCCUGGAACCGAACCCAAAUAAGAAAAAACAGACAUGGCUGGUUUGCAGGGGGCGACAGUGUUGUAUCUGUUCGCUUUGUGUGGAAAGAAGAAGAAACACUUCCUUUUAUAUUUUCGAUAUUUGCGUCAAUUACAGACCGCGCAAAGUUAGCUAGUUGCAGGUACAAUACAAUAUAGAUAACAUGUGUAGUUUAGGAACUCCUUUGGGAGUUGUCAACUUGAAAGGUUACAUUUUACCCGAAAAGAAAGUUGUAAGGGCAGGAGAUGCAGAUUCUGAUUCUGGUGAAGAUGAGGAAGAAAAGCAGCCAGAAUUCCUGGAUAUGAAAGAAAUGCUCAACUUUAGUUCUGGAGGACACAUGUUCAAUUCAUCUAUACCUGCAAAGACGGAAGUUGAAUUCCAGGACCUACAGUCUGUAAAUAAAUUAAGAGUAGACGGAUGUUUCGCCCUGAGGGACCCUUGGUGGGAGAUCACAUGCACGGCACAACAACGCAGAAAAAAGAUGGUCUUGAAGGGUAACCCCAGCUACAAGUUGCGCACUGAUCUGAACAGAGAAGAAGGGAAAUCGAUAUUGUCUCUUUUCAUGACUGCCUGUGACAUAACGGCAGAGUUUGUUAACCAGUUCUUUCAGUGGCUCCCCAGUGAAAAAAACAUCGGCUUCCCUAACCUCCUGGAGGUCCUGACUGAGUUUGAGAAUGAAGAGAUAAACAGAGCAGUGGCGCAGCAGAUCAAAAACUUGGUCAUCAACUCAGUUGCAGGGAAGCGAGUGCAGGCGGCAGCCCUGUAUCCUCUAGUCAUGCAGUACCUGCCCUCACUGCUCCCAGGACAUUUCACUGACCUGCUAGGCAAGGGCAAGGGGAAUGAAAGGCAACCUACCACCCAGAUGACACAAGCCCCACAGGUAGCAGAAGAGGAGGAGGACGAAGAGGAGGACGAAGGGGAGGAGGAAGUGGACCUCAGUCUACUGGCCAAACUGGAAGAGAUGAUAAAAACUGAUGUUUGGAAGUUGGGCUUCAGCUAUGUCAUGUCUAAAGAGUUGAAGCUUAUCCGCUGUGAGGCUCAGCUCAGGGCCUUCGAUGAAUGCCGGCUGCUCUGGCAGAUCCCCGACCUGCAGCGCAACGCCCUUCGUGUCUACGACUAUCUGAAGAGUUACUGCUACAGAACAGGAAGCACCUACAUGGACAUCAAGCCCCUGUGCCAGGACCUGCGUCAAAAGGUCGGCCUGGCUGAUGAAGAAGGGGUGUGGAACGCCGUACACUUCCUGAAGGAGCAGGGGGUGCUCAAGUCUGACCGCCAGAAGGUGGCGAUCAGGAACCUGUUCUCCUACGAGAAGGGCAUCAACGACUGCCUUGGCGCCCUGGUGGAGGGCGAGCCCUGGCGCAUCCCGUUGGACGUUAGGAGGGUGCUGCGCGCCGCUGCAGAGGAGAGGAAGAGGAAGGGAGGUGCGGGGGAUGCGGUGGGUUCUGGUGGUGGAGAGGACUCGGGCGCAGAGCCAGCUGCGACAGAAAAACGGAACUUGACUGAAAUUGACCGAGUGGCUGUUGCUGCUGCCUCUGCACACUCCACUGCCAAAGUUGAAUGUUCUGCACGUACAGAAACCGACUUUUUACCCAUGGCCCACAUCAAACAGGACGACGACCAGAACCAGGCCGCCGUGGAGCUCGACGCAGACCAGGUGCGGGCGGCCGAGAUGAUCUGUGCCAACCCUGUGACGAUCAUCAGCGGGAAGGGCGGUUGCGGCAAGACCACGGUGGUCAGCCUGGUGUUCAAGGCUGCCAUGCAGCAGCAGAGCCACGAGAGGGAGGAGGUGGAAAGGGCCUGCGCGGACUACGAGAACGACGACCAGGGCUCGGAGAGCUGGCAGGAUCUGGGGCCCGGCCUCCUGGGGCCCCAGGAGGCGCAGGUGAAGGAGGAGGCUGCUGACGGAUCGUCCAUACAGGCUAAAGACGAGGUCCUGCUCACCGCUCCCACGGGCAGAGCUGCCGCCAUGUUGACCAAGAAAACCUGCUUCACCGCCUUCACCCUGCAUCAGGUGAUGUGGAGUUUCAUGAAAGCGAAGAAGGAUGAGAGCGGGCAGCCCAAAAACUGGAAGUUUGCAUCGGUGCGUGUCCUGGUGGUGGACGAGGGCAGCCUGGUGUGUGUGAUGCUGCUCCACUCCAUUCUCACCAUGCUGACCAAACACGCCAGGCUCAGGAAGUUCAUCCUCCUGGGGGAUGUGAGGCAGCUUCCCAGCAUCAUGCCGGGGAACACUCUCCACGACCUGUUCCACAGUCUGACGCUGGCCAAGUAUGCGAUAGAGAUGAGGACCAAUCACAGGGCUGAGUCUGAGCUCAUCGUCAAAAACUCUGGACGAAUCUCAGACAUGGGCAUGAGAGGUUUCUUUCGUCCUUUGGACUUUGAUGCCACUGUGGACCUGAGUGAGCCCUGCACCAUGCCCUCGGCGGACAAGAGCUUCAUCCUCAUUCUUCUACCCAAUGAUCCUGAUGAGCUGCCCAAUGCUAUCAAACGGCUGCUGGCAGAAGCUCCCGGGCUGCAGGUUCAUGAGACGUCUCAGUUCAUCGCUUUUAGAAGGAAGGAGUGCGCCAUGAUCAAUGAUCUUUGCUGUAAGCACUACUGCGACCACCUCACCAAAAACCACAAGAACAGAGUGGUGUUUCAACCUGGGGAUAAAGUCUGCUGCACCAAGAACGGCUACGUCAACAACGAGGAUGAAGAGGCCCAAGCCGGAGCAGAGAGAGAGAGCUGGCCCAGCAGCACUGCGAUGAACGCGGACGGAGGGGACGAGGAGCAGAAACAGGCGGACAAGAACAAGCUGCGCCUCUGCAACGGAGAGAUAUUCUUCAUCGAGCAGGACGUCACUAAGGAGGAGGUUGGCAGGCGCCGCAGGAAGACGCGCUACCUGACCUUGAGGGAUUGUGACGACCGGGUUGUGACUGCGUCCUACAGAGAGCUGCAGAAAGAGUGCAGGCUGCAGCACGCCUGGGCUAGAACCAUACACACCUUCCAGGGCUCGGAAACAGAGACCGUUGUGUAUGUGCUGGGAGAUGGCAAAGCUCAGACCUGGAAGCAUGUGUACACGGCGGUGACCAGGGGACAGAAGCGGGUGUAUGUUGUGGCUCACAAGGGAGGCAUACAGUUUGCCAUCAAAGCCCCGGUCAUCCAACGCAACACAAGGCUUCAGGGGCUGGUCAAGGAGCUACUGGCGGGACAGACCCUUCCCAGUCAACCCAGGUCCAGCCAUCCCCAGCCAGGCACACCGGCCCCUGGCUUUGGGCCUACACAGUCCACCCCUCGGUCCUCACAAAAGCCCAUUUCCUCCAGAGCACCUGUCAUAUCCAAAAGCCUUUCGCGGGAUGGAGAAGUGGUUACAGUUAAGAAAGAGGACGCUUCUGACAUGUCUCUUCGAGAUGACAUGAUUUUUACAGAGACGUACUCCUGGUCAUCUAUGAACAGCUCUGACGACCACUCUGGCGAGCUACACGCUGAUGACAUCACAUCAGAGGCUAACUGUGCUAGAAAUGAUGGCCACGUUGGCACUGCUCUGACUCGAGGUUCGCCUUGCACCAAAAGGAUUCUCAGCCCACUAGACAGCUGCACCCCUAGGAAACAACUCAAGGCAGAGCCAAUGGAGUCGCCACUUGGCUGUUCCAGCCUGCAGGAGCUCACCCUCCACACACCUAAGGGGAAGAGGCUGUUCCAAGAUCCUCCCUCUGAUUGAGUGCACAUUUGACAGAUUUUUAUUCAGAAGGAACAUGUUUGAAUAUCCAUGUGACUGGCCUUCUCGUAUGAGUUUUAUAGGCUUUUUGAGGGGAGAAAUAUGAACAAAAAAAAAGUUUGUGCCUUUAAUUUAACCAAAAAUGUAUAUGCCUUUUAUAUUCAUGAUAAUUUGUAACACUCAUGGUUACAUGUACAUUUUAAAUAACAAAUGCUGCAAGCUAACAGUAAAAAGAAAGAGAUCAUUUUUAAUUAAUGGGUUAAAAAACAUGGUUUAAUGAAGCAUAAUCAAUGGAAUCACUUUCAAGCAAAUGUAGUUUGCUGAACCAUAAUCCCUAUAGUCUAUGUAUCGCAUACUGCACUGUAUUAAUGAAUUGUUUUUCUUUAAGAUUGUUGUAAUAGAAUAUCUAUUUAAUUUGGCCUUAAAUCAUUUUAUGGUGAAAGUGUGAGUUAGCUCAGUAUGCCAGAAGAGGUACAAUGAUAAUUACUGUUUGACAACAUGCAUUUCAGUUAACAAAAAUGUAUUUACUUAGUCCUUUCCUACAUUAAACAUCCUACACGUCCAAACAAUACAGUUGGUAUUUUCCAAAAUCCCACCUUGUGUUUACACAAGGUCAACUUUGAAAACACUUGAGCCAGUGUUUGGGCUGAUUAGCAAUUCAGGAGUAGCUUUGCACACAUCUCAUCUCUCACACACUGACUUCCUUUUAUUUUAAGACAUAGACAUGUUUCUCCCUGAGGAUUGUCCAUAGAGGUGCAUGACUGGAGUCUAACAUUAUAACUCAUAGAGAAGGUAGCUUCUGAUGAGGUGACAUAUGUCCAGUUGACCUACGACCUCCUGAGCCCUGGUGCCCAUCUUGGACCGUAAAACGAUUCUGCAAAGCUGCUGUAGACUCAGGGGCGUACCUGCAGUCAGAGGACAGACGUGCCCCUGGCUCAUAGCAACCAAACCCAGGGCAUCAAUGCUCAGUAUUACCAUGACUUGCUAUGUGGUAUUUAUUCUUGGUGGUGCUGGUCGAAUUGUUUAAA